GUCCAUCAAAUCGGCUCAUUUAACGUAUAAAUUUAAUACAUGCAGUUGAGUUACAGCACUGUAUGGAAAACACUUUAGCAAAAUUUAAACAAAAAGUGCGAUUUCAUUGGCAGACAGACUUAGGCGAACUGUAAAGAUCUAGAUUAGAUGACUUUUCCUCAGAUCUAGAUAAGAUGGCGGAAAUCAUGAAAAUGAUGUUUCUUGUGGCAUUUUUACUUUUGCAUGCUGAAUCUGUAGAAGGCUAUGAAUUUCGACUGUCGAAACCCACUUCACAAGACCCAGAGGGUUUUGUAGAAAUAUUUUACGAUGGUUCGUGGGGAUUAAUAGGAAACCCAGAAUUUCGAUUUUCUGACGACACAGCUUCACUUUUAUGUAGAAAAUUCAAGUUAAGUAUGUUUGGAUAUGGUGCCCGCAAUAUUUACCAAUACGGAAACACGUUCAGUCAUUUUUGGUUGCAAAAAUUAGAAUGCAAUGGAAAUGAACAAAGUAUUGAUGAAUGUGUCAAAACUGACGACUUUAGACGUACCCAAUUUAUAAAAGAUGAAGGUACAUCGCUUCAAGAUUAUGGCAGCAAGCUAUAUUGUGUAGAUUACAGACUGAUGGGAGGACUGUCACCAAAUACAGGCAUGCUUCUAGCGGCGUUUUCCGGCACAGAACAUUCAAUGUGUUACCAAGGUUUUGACAGCAGUGCAGGAGACGUGGUGUGUAAGCAUUUACGAUAUAACGGUUUGGUAGCUUUUACCGAAGGUGAUCCCGGCUCAAUACCAUUAUUUAACAAUACACUAACAUGCACGGGAAACGAGAGCUCUCUAAAUGAGUGCACAAUGUCUAAUGCUGUCAUCGAGAAUUGUACAAGAGCUGUUUAUAUAACAUGCAAAGCUGUUAGAUUGACUACAUGGAACGAGCAUAACGAUGAAGGUACUGUAGAGAUAUUUUACAACGGUUCUUGGGGAUAUCUUAGUUCUUGGGAACCUAGAUAUGGAUUCAAUGACGUAACUGCACAAUUUCUUUGCGAAACGUUUGGUUUUCGGUUUGUUUGUUUGUUAUUUUAUUUAAACAUGAAUGGUUACUCCUGAAAUCAAAACAAAUAGAAGCAUUUAGUUAAGUAUUUCAUGAGCAUUUAUGAAUAGAUCUUCGGCCUGUUGAAUGUUGCCGUUUAUAACCUGUUUUUUAUCAUUAUUUAACGUUCAUACAAACAAUAUCUUAUU
Ruditapes philippinarum (Manila clam) is the source of this 1208-nucleotide messenger RNA. Its product is annotated as neurotrypsin-like. Bases 174 to 1076 code for a protein of 300 amino acids. Lineage: Eukaryota; Metazoa; Mollusca; Bivalvia; Venerida; Veneridae. The transcript is spliced from 7 exons. Gene Ontology annotation, cellular component: membrane. The record is from RefSeq and is a predicted model, not a curated record.